This is a messenger RNA of Scomber japonicus (chub mackerel), 4504 nucleotides long. It is a transcript of the gene baz1a, whose product is annotated as bromodomain adjacent to zinc finger domain, 1A. Lineage: Eukaryota; Metazoa; Chordata; Actinopteri; Scombriformes; Scombridae. The record is from RefSeq and is a predicted model, not a curated record. Gene Ontology annotation, molecular function: protein binding. Gene Ontology annotation, biological process: chromatin remodeling.
UCUUCACUUUGUCCGGCGGAUUAUCAACUCAUCAGAACCGAACUCGACCGGUGGAAGCGGAGCAGAGAUGCCGCUCCUCCACAGAAAAGCCUUCAUCCGACAGAAAGCUCCGGCUGACCUGAGACCCGAGGAGGAAGUGUUCCUCUGCAAGAUCACGCACGAGAUCUUCAGGACCUACGAUGAGUUCUUUGAGCGGACCAUCCUGUGUAACAGUCUGGUGUGGAGCUGCUCUCUGACGGGUCGAGCAGGUUUAACGUAUCUUGAAGCGAUGGACAGCGAGCGGCGAGCGAAGCAGAGUCUGCAGAGCUUCCCGUCCGUCCUGCUGUCUCCGCUGCUCCACCUGGCGUCUCUGAGCCGCCGCUGCAGGCUGACGGAGCUCUGCGAAGACGUCUACACCUUCGUCAAAGACCGCUUCUUCCCCGGAGAGACGGUCGACGUCAGCGGGCGCAACGGAGCCAGACAUGUGUGUCAGAUCCUGCAGGUUCACUCUCCUCAUUCCAGCGUUAACGGAGCGCCGGCGGCAAACGGUCACGCCAAGUCUGCCGGCGGCGACGCCAUCGUCAUCAGUGACAGCGACGAAGAGCGCGACGCCUUCCAGAGCCCCCCCGCUCAGCUCAAUGGGAAGAAGAAGAAGAAGUCUCUGAGUCCGUCGGUGUUUAAAUACACGGUGAAGAUGAUGAAGGACGAACACAGCGAACCGUUUACUGUCAAAGCCAAUCAGAUCAGUCGGAGGAAGAACGUUCUGUCCAGAGAACGUCUGAAGCUUCUCUUCAAGCAACACUGUGAACCUCAGAACGGGACCAUCGGCCUCAAGCCCUCCACAGUGAUGAAGUAUCGGCUCUCUGAACAAACCUUCUCUCAGUUCUUCCCUGAUGAUCCGCCGCUGUUCCCCUUCAGCCCCGCCAGAGGCCGAGGCUCACCUGGACAGGCGAGCUCGUCGCUGCUGAAGGCUGCGGAGGAGAAGCUGCUGCAGCAGAGGGAGGAGGCCAACGCUCAGGAUAAAGCUCGGCUGAAGAAGGAGAAGGAGGAGGCGCAGGAGGCGCGGAGGAGAGAGAAGGAGGACAAGGAGAAGAUGAAGGAGGAGCAGAGGAGGAGGUUCGAGGAGGAGAAGCAGAGGAGGAGGGAGGAGAAGGAGCGCAGGAAGCUGGAGAAGGAGAGGGAACGAGAGAAGCUGAAGGAGGAGAAGAAGAAAUACGCGGAGCGACUGAAGCUGUGGAACAAACCCAGAGAAGACAUGGAGUGUGAAGACCUGAAGGACCUUCCCAGUCCCGUCCCAGUGAGGACUCGUCUCCCAGCUGAUCUGUUUGGAGAAGCUCUGAUGGUUCUGGAGUUCCUUCGUGCGUUUGGUGAAGUGUUCGACCUGAAGGACGAGUUCCCCGACGGGGUCUCUCUGGAGGUUCUGGAGGAAGCUCUGGUGGAGUCUGAUCCUGAAGGUCCUCUGUGUGAGCUGCUCUUCUUCUUCCUGUCGGCCAUCUUUCAGGCUCUGGAUGAGGAGCAGGAAGAGAUGGCUAAAGACCAGGCUGAAGACUUGUCGGAGGCUCUGGACGAUGACUCUGACCCGACCCAGUCCGUGCUGAGUGCCGUGGCGUCGCUGGCUGCGGCGUGGCCUCAGCUGCACCAGGGCAGCAGCCUGAAGCAGCUGGACCUGGACAGCUGCACGCUCUCCGAGAUCCUGCGCCUCUACAUCCUGGCGUCCGGCGCCGACUGUAACCACGGCAACGCCAAGUUCCGCUACCAGAAGCAGGGCGGGUUCACGCUGAUGGACGACCCGUGCGUGGAGCUGCGAUUGGCCGAGCCGGCGCUGCUGAAGAGGCUGGCGUGCACGGCGGUGUACGACCUGGCGCCAGGAGAGAAGCUGAGGAUCCUGCAGGCUCUGGUGGGGAAGCUGCUGACGUUGGCGUCCAGCAGAGAUCUGAUAGAAGACUGUGUGGAAGAACAACGAGCAGCGAGACAAGAGCUGAGAGAGAUCAGAGCUGAGCAACACCGCCGAGAGAGAGAGGAGGCUGCUCACAGGGUUCGUCUCCGUAAAGAGGAGAGACUUCGUGAGCAGGAGCAGAGGCUGAAGGAGAAGGAGGAGAAGCUGAAGGAGCAGGAGGAGAAGGGAACUCCAAACAGACAGGUAGAGGAGGAGGAGGAGGAGGAGGAGGAGCAGGGGCAGGAGCAGGGGCAGGUAGAGCAGGAAGAGAGAGAGGAAGAGGAGGAGGAGGAGAGAGAGGAAGAGGAGCAGGUAGAGGAGGCGGUCGCUAAGCAACACGCUGAGGAUGACGAGGAGUCUUCACCCAAGAAGAAGAUGAAGGGCAACCAGAAAGAAAAACAGCAGGCGACCUCUGACCCCAAAGCCUCGUCCUGCCCCCCCACCAGCCUGACGGCAGAGGAGCUGGAGGAAGAGCAGGAGAAGGUUCGAGAGCUGCAGGAUCGGAUCCAGAAGGCGGCCGCCUGCACCUGCCUGCUCCCUCUGGGCCGGGACCGUCUGUACCGCCGCUACUGGCUCCUCCCGUCCGGCUCCGCCCUGUUCGUGGAGGACGACGGCUUCGGCCUGACGGAGGACAUGCUGCGGCCCAACCCGAAGCCCGCGCAGGACGCCAGCAGCGCCGCCGGGGAGGAGGAGGACGGAGUGAAGGAGGAGCCGGCGGAGGGAAAUGUCGGCUCCAGCCCCGCCCCCACACACACCUGCGGCCCCCCCGUCAACCGUCCCAACCAGUGGUCCUUCUACAGCUCUGUGGAGGAAGUGGAUCAGCUGAUCGAGGCUCUGAACCCGCGAGGUCACAGAGAGAGCGGCCUGAAGGAGGCGCUGCUGCAGGAGAGAGAGAGACUGCAACAGCUGCUGCACAGCUGUGAUAGCAACAAGUACACACACACAGACGAUCCAGAGUCGUCCCGAUCCGUCCCAGAAUGCACUGCUGCAGCUGAGACAGUGAUGGAGGUCAGACUGAGAGACCUGCUGCUGGACAUCGAGGACCGCAUCCACCAGGGAACUCUGGGAACUCUGAAGGUGAUGGACAGGCAGGUGUGGCGCUCCGCACUGGAAGCAGGAAACUAUGAGCUGCUGUGUUCUGACGGCAAAGAGAACGGAGGGAUGAACGGACGAGUGGAGGCCAUGGAGGUAGAGUCUGCUCACCUGAGAGCCAGAGACAGGCUGCAGGAGCUGAGGUCGGACCGUGUGGCUCCGUGCAGCAGCAGCGGCAGCGGGACUCCUCAGGCCGUCAGCAGCGCCGUACGAGUCCUGGCUCAGGCUCUGGUCCACAUCGAGCAAGGCAUCGAGAGGCGCUUCCUCAAAGCUCCGCUGGGUGAGGAAGACUCAAAGAAAGACCAGAAGACGAAGAAGAACAAGAGGAAGGACGAGGACCAGGCCAGCGAUGACGGCAGUGACAGUGGUCGGGUCAUGAAGACGGUGUUGGACAGAUGGAAGGAGUCUCUGCAGUCCUGCUCCAGUCUGUCUCAGGUGUUUGUCCACCUGUCCAGUCUGGAGCGCAGCGUUCUCUGGUCGCGCUCCGUCCUCAACGCUCGCUGUCGCAUCUGCAGACGCAAAGGAGACGCAGACAACAUGCUGCUGUGUGACGGCUGUGACCGAGGACACCACACACACUGUCUGAGGCCCCGCCUGAAGUCGGUUCCAGAGGGAGACUGGUUCUGUCCGGACUGUCGACCCAAACAGAGAUCCAGCCGGGUCCCAUCCCGUCAGCGCUCCUCUAUCGACGAGGAGGAGGAAGAGGAGGAGGAGGAUGAAGAGGAAGAGGAGGAGGAAGAAUCUGAGGAGGAAGAGGAGGAGUCAGAAGAAGAGGAGGAGUCUGAGGAAGAGGAGGAGGAGGAAGUGGUAGUGAGCGCCAAGAAGAGCCAAGCCCCGCCCCCCAGAGGCAAGAGCCAGCCGACCACGCCCAAAGGCCAACAGGCCACGCCCAAAGGCCAACAGGCCACGCCCAAAGGCCAACAGGCCACGCCCAAGAGCAGCGCCGCCUCAGCAGGGAAAACCUCCUCCACCUCUAAGUCCUCAGGGAAGAAGGCCACGCCCCCGUCAGCCAAGGCCAGCACAGCGUCCGGUAAAGCUCCGCCCCGCGCCGGGAGUCGGACCAGCGCCCGUCUGAGCCACGAGAUCCUGGCACCGAACAGCAGCACCAAAACCUCACCAGGUCCCAACGAGACCCGCAAGAGACCACAGACAGAUGUGACUCCUCCUUCUAAACCCUCCAAGCCCGUCCUCCCUCCUGCCUCCUCCUCCUCCUCCACCUCCUCCUCCUGCACCUCCUCCUCCUCCAGCCGCCGCUCCUCUGGGAGGAACCACGGCGUCCACGAGCUGUCGGCCUGCGAGCAGCUGACCGUGGAGCUCGUCAGACAUGAAGACAGCUGGCCCUUCAUGAAGCUGGUGUCCAGGACUCAGGUUCCUGACUACUAUGACAUCAUCAAGAAGCCGAUCGCCCUCAGCACCAUCAGAGAGAAAGUGAACAACUGUGAAUAUCAGACGGCAGGUGAGAAGAUCAUCAACCAGAGUCUGUUAUACACACCAUGA